Molecule: messenger RNA, 606 nt
Organism: Neltuma alba
Lineage: Eukaryota; Viridiplantae; Streptophyta; Magnoliopsida; Fabales; Fabaceae
Product: toll/interleukin-1 receptor-like protein
Exons: 2
Coding region: 1-606 (201 amino acids)
Biological process (GO): signal transduction
Source: RefSeq, a predicted model, not a curated record
AUGGCAACAGACCAAGAAGCAUCUUCCUCAAGUUCUUCUAAUUCCAAUUUAACUCGAAGAACCUGUAGAUAUGAUGUCUUUCUUAGUUUUCGAGGUGAAGACACUCGUGUAAACUUCACAGAAUACUUGUGUCGUUUGUUAGUUAGGAGUGGACUCAGAGUUUUUAAAGAUGACACAGGACUUAGAAGAGGAGAAAUUAUCUCACAAGAACUGCUGCAAGCAAUUGAUGAAUCUCGUUCAGCAAUUGUUAUUCUCUCCAAAAGUUAUGCCUCUUCUUCAUGGUGUUUAGAUGAGCUUGAACAUAUUCCUGCCUCGAGAAAUAAACUAGGUCAAAUAGUUUUCCCCAUCUUUUAUUAUGUUGAUCCAUCUGAUGUAAGACAUCAGAGAGGAAACUUUGGUCAAGCUUUCACCAGACUUGAAGACAAGUUUCAGCGAGACCAAUCCAAGGUGCAAACAUGGAGGGAUUCUCUAACAGAAGUGGCUCAUUUAGCUGGUCUUGCUUCCGGUCAAUAUGGGUGCGAAGCAGAACUUGUUGAUAAUGUGGUUGAACAUUUACGGGACCGACUUCGUUCUGAUCUGCCACCUGUCAGUGAAGUGACUCACUAA